Molecule: messenger RNA, 1708 nt
Organism: Bursaphelenchus xylophilus (pine wood nematode)
Lineage: Eukaryota; Metazoa; Nematoda; Chromadorea; Rhabditida; Aphelenchoididae
Source: the annotation of a GenBank genome assembly
AUGCUCCGGCGAUCGGUCGGAUUCCUUGGCGUGGCCCGCUCCUUGGCCACAAGCUCGACUCAACAGGCGAAGAUCAAGGUCAAGAACCCGGUGGUCGAUCUGGAUGGCGAUGAAAUGACCAGAAUCAUCUGGCAGGAGAUCAAGGAUAAGGUAAAGCUAGAGACCUUUCUGUGAUAAUUUUAAUCUAAAAGGUCUUGUCAUCUUUGGCCAACGCAAUUUUUUAACUAAUUUUUUAAUAGAGAUCAAGUUCGAUUUUAUUCCCUAAAGUGAAUUCCUUUCAGCUAAUCCUGCCUUAUCUUGACAUCGACAUCAAGUAUUACGAUCUCGGCCUUCCAAAUCGAGAUGCCACCAACGAUGAAGUCACCGUGGAAGCAGCUCAUGCCAUAAAGAAGUACAAUGUUGGAAUCAAGUGUGCCACGAUCACUCCAGAUGAAGCUAGGGUCAAGGAAUUCAAGCUGAAACAAAUGUGGAAGAGUCCGAACGGAACCAUUAGAAAUAUUUUGGGGGGAACUGUCUUCAGGGAACCGAUUCUUUGCAAUAAUAUUCCUCAGCUGGUGCCUGGAUGGACUCAGCCCAUUGUUAUUGGCAGACACGCUUUCGGAGAUCAGGUAAAACAUUUGCAAUAGUUGUGUUACUUGAGCUUAACAGUAACAGUUUUCAUUUUAAUCUUAUAGUACAAAGCAACAGAUCUUGUAGUUCCAAAAGGUUCCAAAUUUACCAUUAAAGUUACAAAACCUGAUGGAUCUAUUGAAGAAACGGAUGUAUUUGAAUACAAAGACAGCGGUGGCGUCCUUAUGGGUAUGUACAACACAGAUGAGGUGAGAGAAUAGCCUUUCUCGAUCAAAUUGUUACAAAAUUGUAUUACUUUAGAGUAUCCAAGGAUUUGCCCUGUGCUGUUUCGAAUACGCCUUAAUGAAGAAAUGGCCUCUAUAUUUGAGCACUAAGAAUACGAUCCUUAAGAAGUAUGAUGGACGAUUCAAGGAUAUCUUCCAGGAAAUUUAUGAGAGGUUUGUUUUGAUGCCUAUUAUAAAUAAUUUGGUGGUAAAAAUUGAUGAUUUUGAUGGAAAUUACUAAUACCUAUGUUUCAGCCAAUACAAGGAACGAUUUGAAGCCGAGAAGAUCUGGUAUGAGCACCGUCUGAUCGACGAUCAGGUAGCCCAAACCUUAAAAUCCUCAGGCGGUUUUGUCUGGGCCUGCAAAAAUUAUGAUGGAGACGUCCAAUCCGACAUUGUAGCCCAAGGAUAUGGCUCUUUGGGACUAAUGACAUCGGUCUUGGUUUGCCCGGAUGGAAAAACAAUCGAAUCCGAGGCUGCGCAUGGAACGGUGACCAGACAUUAUAGAGAAUAUCAGAAGGGAAAUCCUACCUCAACCAACCCGGUGGCGUCGAUUUUUGCGUGGUCAAGAGGUCUCACUCACCGAGCCAGCUUGGAUGCGAAUGAUCAGCUCCAAAAGUAAGACUUUUGGGGGGUAAUGAAAAUCUGCCUUAGGUGGAGCAGUCUGAUUCUUUGAACUAGCUCAUAUUUUUGAUUCCAGGUUCGCCGAGACGCUGGAGAAAGCUUGCAUCCAAACCAUUGAAGGCGGCAAGAUGACUAAAGAUCUGGCCAUUUGUAUCCAUGGAAUCAAAGGAGCUCGCCAAGGAACCUAUCUCCACACCGAGGACUUCCUCCUUGCCGUCGACUCAAAAUUGGCCGAAUUAAUGAGGGAAUAG